This is a messenger RNA of Suhomyces tanzawaensis NRRL Y-17324, 261 nucleotides long. RefSeq lists its product as uncharacterized. The record is from RefSeq and is a predicted model, not a curated record. The transcript has a single exon. Lineage: Eukaryota; Fungi; Ascomycota; Pichiomycetes; Serinales; Debaryomycetaceae. The coding region runs from base 1 to 261 and encodes 86 amino acids. Gene Ontology annotation, cellular component: endoplasmic reticulum membrane; COPII-coated ER to Golgi transport vesicle; Golgi membrane. Gene Ontology annotation, biological process: endoplasmic reticulum to Golgi vesicle-mediated transport.
AUGUUCGGAUUAGGGAAGCUUCUUUACGUGAUCAUAUUGACCAUCAAUGGCAUUGCUGUGCUCAGCGAGGAUCGGUUCUUGAACCGGAUUGGCUGGGGAAGCACCAAGACGUCUGGCCAACAGUUCCAGUACGGAGGAGAAGGCGACAGUUCAGUCAAGACAAAGUUGAUCAACUUGAUCAGCGCCAUCCGCACGUUGUUGCGAGUCCCGUUGAUAGCCGUGAACGUGGUGGUGAUCAUGUACGAGUUGAUUUUGGGCUAG